AUGAAUAAACAAAGCACCAACCAAGAAAGGAAACCAGUGAAGAAAGAAAGAAAGAGAAUGGCCACCACCCUCUUGUCCUCCUGCUGCUGCUCCAUAAGAUAUCCCCAGAGACAAAUGCAUGCAAAAUCCCACAAAAGAGAACUCACAAGUGAUAAUUAUGAUAAUGAGAAGCACCACCAGCAGCAGCAGCAGCAGCAGCAGCUUAAUAAUUACUAUGGAAGUAGGAGGUGGGCACUGAGUUCUGGUCUCUGUUUGGCUUCUGGUCUAGUGUUUAGUUCUCCUGAAGAUGUCUUAGCAGUAGUGAAACAAGGUCCUUUGGCUGGCAGGAUUCCUGGCUUAUCUGAACCUGAUGAACAAGGUUGGAGGACAUACAGAAGACCAGAUGAUAAAUCUGGAGGACAUGGUGUUGGAUGGAGUCCUAUAAUUCCAUACUUGUUUAAAGUUCCACAAGGUUGGGAAGAGGUGCCUGUAUCAAUUGCAGAUCUUGGUGGAACUGAGAUUGAUUUGAGAUUUGCUAACUCACAAGAAGGCCGUUUGUUUGUUAUUGUAGCUCCUGUUCUCAGGUUUGCAGAUCUUGGAGGAGAUGCGACAAUCGAACAAAUCGGACCUCCUGAGAAGGUGAUCAACGCAUUCGGACCGGAAGUUAUCGGUGAAAAUGUAGAAGGCAAGGUUUUGAGCAUGGAAGUAGCUGAGCAUUCAGAAAGAACUUAUUACCAAUUUGAAUUAGAGCCCCCUCAUGUUCUUAUUACAGCUACUGCUGCUGGGAAUAGAUUAUAUCUGUUCAAUGUCACUGCAAAUGGUCUUCAAUGGAAAAGGCAUUAUAAGGAUUUGAAAAAGAUAGCCGGCUCUUUUCGUGUUGUUUAAACAUGCCGAAGACCUUGAGAUUUUAGUACAUUUGUAUCUUGUGACCACUUGAAGCAAAAGGAAAAAAGAUUGAGGAUAGAAAUUCUUUGAUGGUAUAAUUAUUGUAACAUGCUUGUCCUUGCUUCAAUAUUUAUACUGCUGAAUGUUCAGUGGUAUUCAUUAUCAUCAAAAACAAAUAAAAACUAUGUCUGAUAAACAAUUUCAGAAUGGCAUUAUAAGAUGGAGAAUCUGGUUUUACAAACUCCGCUUGUAGGCAAAAUCUGUUCACAUUAUAUAGGGGCUACAGAAUGAUAGAACUUGUACAAAAUUUUCGACAGGAAAAUUGUGAUGCUGCUCAGUCACAACGUUUACAGGCUCGAGCAAAAGAUUUAUUCAGGCAAGUCCGGCAUGGCUCUUGAUGAGAAGUUCUCGAUUAUCCACGGCAUUUAUCAAGUAUGGUGUCAUAACUGUAUAUCAUAUGGCCACAAAUGGGAGUUCCGGCAGCACAUCUCUCGAAUCUUCAGUUUCGUAGUUUUAUUUCAGACUCCAAGCUAGACUCUGGCCUGUCGAACAAUUGAUUGUCCAUUGUAGAAUAGAAAAUUUGGAAUCGUAGUAGCACCUG
Messenger RNA from Dioscorea cayenensis subsp. rotundata (Guinea yam), 1465 nucleotides. Its product is annotated as psbP domain-containing protein 4, chloroplastic. Bases 1 to 864 code for a protein of 287 amino acids. Gene Ontology annotation, cellular component: photosystem II; photosystem II oxygen evolving complex; extrinsic component of membrane. The transcript has 5 exons. Gene Ontology annotation, biological process: photosynthesis. Gene Ontology annotation, molecular function: calcium ion binding. NCBI's taxonomy places the organism in Eukaryota, Viridiplantae, Streptophyta, Magnoliopsida, Dioscoreales, Dioscoreaceae. The record is from RefSeq and is a predicted model, not a curated record.